This is a messenger RNA of Clunio marinus, 192 nucleotides long. The record is from the annotation of a GenBank genome assembly. Lineage: Eukaryota; Metazoa; Arthropoda; Insecta; Diptera; Chironomidae.
AUGUUCAAGUUUUUGGAUCUUGGAAUGACUGUGCUCGACAUGAUAAGAAGGAAAAUCAUCAGAUUAAAACGAAUACGACAACAGAGAAGAAAGACUUUCGUCGACGCCCCGGUUUGCAAACAAUCUGAAGUACUGAUAUUAAGAGAAAAUGAAGAGUUUAAGGUAUCAAAGAGCAACGAAAAACUUACGUGA